This is a messenger RNA of Pangasianodon hypophthalmus (striped catfish), 1336 nucleotides long. RefSeq names its product ChaC, cation transport regulator homolog 1 (E. coli) (gene chac1). Gene Ontology annotation, cellular component: cytoplasm. Gene Ontology annotation, molecular function: gamma-glutamylcyclotransferase activity; glutathione specific gamma-glutamylcyclotransferase activity. Lineage: Eukaryota; Metazoa; Chordata; Actinopteri; Siluriformes; Pangasiidae. The transcript is spliced from 3 exons. Gene Ontology annotation, biological process: glutathione catabolic process. Bases 472 to 1086 code for a protein of 204 amino acids. The record is from RefSeq and is a predicted model, not a curated record.
GCUUCAUUUCAUCAUCCGAGUGAAGAGCAUCGCUGCUGCUGUUGAGCUAGGAAGCUAAUAGUAUAGAAAUAUAUAUUUUUUAAAUAUAGAUAGCUAGUAUUGGCUUUCUAGUUAUUUUUUUUUUUAUUUUAGUGACGGGUGAAAAGGCUAGCAGGCUAGCUGAGUACCCGCUAAGCGGGAUUUUAAGUGUUUGUUUUUGAUCUCGAGCCAAGCCGAAAAGGCUAACAUGGCGUUUUAAGGCGAUGAUGCGGCGACACUAAUGCGGCGGCAUGCACCAGGCAAAACAACCAGAUCUGCGCAAUUCCAUCUUCACAACUGCCAAGCAGUUGGGCUCCAAUACCGGUCGCGGUAUAGCGGUGAGCCAGCCGAUACCUCUGCUCCUGGACCGGAGGAAGCUAACGCUAGCGGGUUAGCCGGUUUCGCUCCUGUAACGGUUUCAUAGCUUAUUUUUUUUUAAAAUCAUUUUUAACAAUGAAGCCUCAAGACAUCAUAGCCGGUAAGAGCAGCCUGUGGAUCUUCGGCUACGGUUCCCUGGUGUGGAAACCCGACUUCAAGUACAAGCGCAGCCACGUCGGUUUCAUCCGCGGCUACAAGCGGCGCUUCUGGCACGGAGACACCUUCCACCGCGGAAGUGACGAAAUGCCUGGAAGAGUCGUGACGCUCCUGGAGGAGGAUGACGCGUGCACCUGGGGCGUGGCCUUCGAGGUGACCGGCUCCCAGAUCGAGGAAUGCCUCGCCUACCUGAACAUACGCGAAGCGGUACGAGGAGGCUACGGCACCCGCAUGGUCGAGUUCAUCCCGCGUGACGAGAGCCAGCCCUCCGUCCAGUCUCUGGUUUACAUCGCUACAGAAGACAACCCGACCUACCUGGGUCCUGCGAGUACGGACGAGAUCGCUGCUCAGAUCGCGGUGUGCAAGGGGAAGACGGGCUACAACGUCGAGUACCUGCUCCGCCUGGCCGAGUUCAUGAGGCAGAGCUGCCCCGGGGUCGACGACCCUCACCUGUUCUCCAUCGAGAGGGCCUGCCUCGCUGUCUUCAGGCCUUUACUGUUAGCGGCCCAACAGUGCGCACCUGCUUUAAGCUAAAACAGUUCCUGUAGAUCCGGUUCACAUUCUCAUGCGUUAAUUUUACUAUACUGUUACAAGUAGCACGUUCGCGUCAUAUCGCAUUGCUCUCACUAAGCUCCACACAUCGCUCACUCCCGUACGAAGCUGUACGACGCACACAUCUACUUCAAAACAUUCUGUUUACUUUGCACUCCAGAAAAUGACCCUUUGUUAUAAAAGGAAGUCCAUUGUUCACUUAUGUCCUUAAAUAAAGGUGCUUAAAUGAAAA